CUAAAAAGGAAAUGACGUCACGAUUUCCUAAGGGGAAGGGUUAUACGUAAUUUCACAAGGAUAAACUAGCGACAAUGAGUGGGCAAUUGCAGAUUCGUAAAAUAUCUGGACCAGAUGACAUUGGUACUACACCAAUGCCAAAAGUUGGACAAACACUUAGAGUUCAUUACACAGGAUAUCUUGAAAAUGGACAAAAAUUUGACAGUUCAAGAGAUCGUAAUAAAGAAUUCAAGUUCCAAGUUGGAGUUGGUCAGGUGAUAGCAGGUUGGGAUGAAGCAUUACUAAAGAUGCACGUUGGUGAAAGGUGUGAACUGAUAUGCAGCCCUGAAAAAGCCUAUGGACCCAAGGGCUAUCCAGGAACUAUCCCGCCCAAUGCCACUCUGAGAUUUGAUGUAGAACUCCUUGGGAUCGGCGACGAAAAAUAAUCUUUUUAGUUAGCUAUAUUUAGUCUGCAGGUUGUACUUUAUUUACACAGUCAAAAUGAAUUUUGUGUUCAUUAUCAUUAAUUUUUAUCAUCAUGUAUACAUUAUUGGGCUUUUGUACACUACAUGCAUUUUUGUAAGACAGCUUUUUAUCAGGUUUUUGUUUUCUCUUUUAAAAUUUCUUUUGAGACAGUAAUUUAAUUUUUUGAAUGGAUCUAGUAACAUGUUAUACAGUUCUAACAAGGUAUAGUCUACCAAGAUAUAUAGGAGAUUGUAAAAUGAUUAUAUCAUGUGAUAAAGUCAUAAACUGAUUAUAUUAGCAAUAUGAUUUUGAUUGUUUCCAUCAAAGCACAAAUAAUAUGUUACUGGACAUAUAGAACAACCAUUAGUAUGGAUAGAACAAGUCGUAUGUGUGAUACUUGUCAGAUGAAACAAUGUGUAUACAGGGUAAAUUGUUAUUUACCCGGUAAAGGAUACGAUUACCAUCAUUUAUUUGGCUUCUCAACAGGAAAAAAUAAAUCUACAUGAAAUUCAUGUACAUAAACUGAUCUUUGAUAUCGUUUUAUUCAUUGCAAGUAAAUUUCUGUGGCAAGAUUAUUUUUCACUGUGCCACUGGACCAUAUUUAGUGGGAUUGUUUAACAUUGUCAAGGUAGACUUGGUAUUUUUUUUUCUUUAGAAGAUUAUAUUUAUGUGAAAAUGCUUUUAGAUAAAUACCAUGUAGUUAGCAAGCCAACUUUAUAUUACAUUGAAAUUAUAUGAAAUGUUAAUUUUGAAAUACAAAUGAAUUUCACACUCAUAAUCAUUUGGAACUGGUAAUGUAUGUGUUUCAAAUUUAGAAGCAAGACUUUGAACUCAGUAUAUUCAUGCAUAAUAUAAAUUUCAAAAUACUAUGUAUAUGAGCAAGCCCUGUUCUAGAAUCACAGAAAAUUGCAAGAAUUGGCAAAUCUACAAAAUUGUUUAAAACUUGGGUUUGGGAAGCUCUAGGAAAACCAAGUGGAAUUUAGAUACAAGUACAAUAGGUUUGGAAAGCUCUAGGAAAACCAUUUCUCAAGUUAUACAAGUGGAAUUUAGAUACAAGUACAAUAUUUGUGAUCAACAUUGUAUAGUAGUAGGUGUUUACAUAUUUCAGCAUCUGCCUUAUUGAUUCAAGUCUACAUACUAAAUUUGAAUUUGAUAUUAAAUUGAGAACUGAAAGCAA
Messenger RNA from Pecten maximus, 1621 nucleotides. Its product is annotated as 12 kDa FK506-binding protein-like. Bases 75 to 425 code for a protein of 116 amino acids. NCBI's taxonomy places the organism in Eukaryota, Metazoa, Mollusca, Bivalvia, Pectinida, Pectinidae. Gene Ontology annotation, molecular function: peptidyl-prolyl cis-trans isomerase activity. The record is from RefSeq and is a predicted model, not a curated record. The transcript is spliced from 6 exons.